UGUCGUGUAAAAUAAUUAAUAGUUUAAUGUCAGGAUGCAAGAUUAAUGUAUGUUAUUCAACAAGGCAAAAUGCAUGGCAAAAGCCAGCAAGCCAUAAUGCAUAUGUGUUUAAUAUUUAUCUCUGUGUGAGAGGUUUUCAACCAAAUUUAACUCUUAAUUUCAAUAGGAGAUAUCAAGUAAGGUUGGGGCUGAUGAUUUUUGAAAUAGUAAUCACCAUUUUGGGGGCAGUGCUCUUGCACUGGCUUUUUAUCGCGCUGUUCAAUCCAUGGCGUUACCCGCCCGGUCCAGCGGGGCUUCCCCUGAUUGGAAGUCUCCACCUGGCGGCACCAGAGUUUCACAUAAGUAUAUUAAUAAAAUUUCCAUUUCCCUUUACUCCCUUUCUCUUUUCUGCUUUUCUCAAAAAACAAAUUACCGGAUUGUUUAAUAUUUGUUUUUCAGAGUUGCCUAAGCUUGCUAAAAAGUAUGGACCCAUUUUUACUAUAAAAGCUGGAUGCAGACGUGUGGUGUUUCUAGUUGGCUAUGACGUAAUUAAAGAAGUUAUCACAGACAGAGCAAAGGAUUUUGCUUCAAGAUGUCCCACCAUAGUAGCAAGAAUUGUUCGUGGAGAAGGUUUAGAUGGUAUUGCUGCAUCCCCAUACGGUCCCAAAUGGAUGGCAAAUCGCAAGUUUUUUUACUCUGCCAUGCGUACCAUGGGGUUGGGAAAGCGUGGGAUAGAGAAGUGUGUGGUUGAUGAAAUUCCCUACAUUGUGGGAGAACUUGAGAAUAUUUGCUCCAAUGAUGGGUUGUUUGAACCAUCGAGUGUAUUUGACUCUGCUGUACUGAACGUGCUGGCAUAUUUUACUUUUGGAAAUCGCUACUCUUAUCAAGAUGAAAAAUUUAAAGAACUUAUCCACAUCAAUAAUGAUUUCUUUCAAAAAUCAAAGUUUCUGAAUCAACCACAAUUCUUUCUUCUUACUUUGAUACCUGGCUUGGAUAAAUACUGGCUUCCCAAAUGUGGAAAAGAUAUAAAAGAAUCGUUUGGGAAAAUCAACAAAUUUGUGAAAGCAGAAAUUAAACAACACCGACAAAAUCUUGACCCUGAGAACCCAAGAGAUUAUAUUGAUUGUUAUCUCAAUGAACUUAAUCAGAUGAAUGAUCAAAGUGAAUUAUCUGAACUUGGUUUAGAAAUGUCGAUCAUGGAUUUGUUUCAAGCUGGAACUGAAACUACAUCAACUACCUUACGUUGGGCAAUUUUAUACUUAGCUAAUAAUCCUCAUAUUCAAGAGAAAGUCCAGCAGGAGAUUGAUGAAGUUUUGGGUUUUGAUCAACUUCCUCAAUAUGAAGAUCGAAUGAGAAUGCCAUAUUGUGAAGCAACUGUUUUAGAAGUACAAAGAAUGGCAACCAUUGCACCAAUUGGUUUGCAACAUUGUUCAGAAGACGACCAGGUGUUAGGUGGCUAUCGUGUCCCAAAGCGUACAAGUAUUGUGGCAUGUUACCACUCUAUUCAUUUCGACCCAAAAUUUUGGAAAAAUCCCAACAAAUUUGAUCCAUGCAAUUUUCUUGACAGCAAUGGAAAAGUUUGUAUUCCUGAUGCAUUUAUGCCGUUUGGUGGAGGACUACGCAUAUGUGUUGGAAUGAAUAUUGCGAAACAAGAACUCUUCCUGUUCUUUGUGGCGAUCCUCCAAAAGUUUUCUCUGCAUCUUCCGGAUGAUAUGGAUCAUCUUGAUGAAAAACCUGGACCAGGAAUCAUACUCGCUCCCAAGAUCUAUCGAGUCCAGAUAAAACGCAGAGCAUAGUUUAACAUAGGACCUCCCAAACUCAAACCUUUUCAAUCUCCUAACCUUUUCUGUGAGGCUUUUUACUUCACUCAUGCUCCAAAGAUCUAUCAAGUCCAGAUAAAACGCAGAGUUUAACACUCAGCUCCCCAAACGGGUUUACUCUCAAACCCUGUUUUAUCUUCUGAAUAAAUGAAUGUAACUUACUUUACCUUGGGAAACAACAGUUGAUAUAAUACGGGUGUUCUGUUUCAUACACCUCGUGUCAGCUUACAAGUACCAUGUAUGCUACUUUGUAGUUGAUUUUUUUAUUUUAAACUUUUGUAAAAUUAGUAUACUCUCGAUGACCCCUGAAGUUUGUUACCCCCAGUUUUUCAAAGCCCUGGUGUAACAAUUCUUAAUAUAUUUCUUUCAGCAUUCGAACAAAAUUACUAAAUGCACAUUAAAUCAAUGCACACUA
This is a messenger RNA of Ciona intestinalis (vase tunicate), 2214 nucleotides long. Lineage: Eukaryota; Metazoa; Chordata; Ascidiacea; Phlebobranchia; Cionidae. The record is from RefSeq and is a predicted model, not a curated record.